This is a messenger RNA of Linum trigynum, 330 nucleotides long. NCBI's taxonomy places the organism in Eukaryota, Viridiplantae, Streptophyta, Magnoliopsida, Malpighiales, Linaceae. The record is from the annotation of a GenBank genome assembly.
AUGCAGGGGAGAGGCAGCCGUGACCGGAGAAGGGAGAAGGGAGACCUCACCGGCCGGCCGUUGCGCUCAUCGGCAGGAGCGGGGAACGAGCCGCCGAAGACGACGACGACGAUGGCGACGGGGGAUGGCGUCGGGCGAUGGCGAACGGCGACGGCGUCUGGCGAUGGCGAACGGCGACGGCGUCGGGCGACGGCGUCUGGCGAUGGCGAACGGCGACGGCGUCGGGCGAUGGCGAACGGCGACGGCGUCGGGCGACGGGGAACGGCGGCUGCAGAGGAGAAAGCUGCUUCUCCUUCGUGUCUGGCUGUCUGCGCGAAGAGGAAGAAAUGA